This is a messenger RNA of Naegleria lovaniensis, 1146 nucleotides long. RefSeq lists its product as uncharacterized. NCBI's taxonomy places the organism in Eukaryota, Heterolobosea, Eutetramitea, Acrasida, Naegleriidae. The transcript has 4 exons. The coding region runs from base 1 to 1146 and encodes 381 amino acids. The record is from RefSeq and is a predicted model, not a curated record. Gene Ontology annotation, molecular function: diphthine-ammonia ligase activity. Gene Ontology annotation, biological process: protein histidyl modification to diphthamide.
AUGAAAGUUUGUGCAUUGGUGAGCGGAGGCAAAGAUUCGUGUUACAACAUGGUCAAAUGUGUGGAGUAUGGACAUGAAAUUGUGUGUUUGGCAAAUUUGAGACCACCCAAUGUUCAAAUUCAGGAAUUGGAUAGUUGGAUGUUUCAAACGGUAGGACAUAAUGUCAUCUCGGCCAUUGCUGAAUGUAUGAAUCUUCCUCUUUUUGUUGGAGAGUUAAGUGGAUCUUCAGUUCAGACUUCUUUGGAAUAUGAUGAUUCAAAAAAAGAGUCCAUGAAUGAUGAGGUUGAAAAUUUAUAUCAAUUAUUGAAACGAGUGAAAGAAGAAAUGCCCGAAGUGAAUGCUGUUUCGUGUGGAGCUAUAUUUUCUGAUUAUCAACGAAAUAGAGUUGAAAAUGUCUGCUCUCGACUUGGAUUAAUUUCAUUAAGUUUUUUAUGGAGACGUCCUCAGGAAGAAUUACUCAAUGAGAUGAUUCAAGCUGGAAUGAAUUGUAUUCUCAUCAAGACAGCUUCUAUGGGAUUAUUUCCAAAAAAACAUUUAGGAAAAACCUUGGCCGAACUCCAACCAACAUUUAUGAAAUUGAAAGAUAGUGCUGGAUUGAAUGUGUGUGGAGAGGGAGGAGAAUAUGAAACUUUGACACUUGACUGUCCACUAUUUUCUAAAAGAAUUGUUGUAGACAAGACAGAAAUUGUCAUGAUUUCCGAAGAUGACAUGGGAGGUGUUGGUCAUUUAUUCAUUUCAGAAUUUCAUCUUGAAGAAAAACAAAAUUUCACACCUCUUCAAUCACUCAAGUCCACCAACCAAUCCCAAAUCAAGAUUUUCAUUCCAGAUUAUUCCAUUGAAAAUACCAUGAAGCAAAUUCCUUAUUUAGAAAAACUCAUCGACUGUGUUCAAAUUCACUUGAAACAAGCAUCGUCCUCUUCUACUAGCAUUGACUCUCAUCUCUAUUACGUCACUGCAUGUUGCAAUUAUGACUCUGAAUUAUUGAGCAACUAUGAAAUUUCUCCUUCUUUGGAAAUGUUUGCAAUUUUUCAAAAACUCGAACGUGAAAUUCCUCAUUUACUCAACAAAUGCUUCAUUGUGUGCUUCAAAUUUCAGACACGACUCAUUUCAACUCUAUUAAUCAAGCAUAUUGUUAUUUCUUUUUAA